AUGGCUCUUGGAGGAUGCACCAACCUCACCACGCUUGACCUAAGUAGAAACCAUCUCCAAGGUGAGAUCCCGGGCGAGAUAGGCUCCAGCUUGAAGAAUCUUGUCACUUUGAACCUUUCCAGAAAUGAUUUGUCAGGACAUAUCCCUGGCUCGCUGCUACGAUCACCAUCCAUCCAAACCGUGUCUAUGUUUCUCAACAGAUUAUCUGGUAGGAUACCACCUGUUUUGGGCAACCUCUCCAACCUCAAAUAUCUUCAAGUCGAUCACAACGCCCUGUCCGGACCUAUCCCAUCGUCUUUGGGCAUGUUGCCCAAACUGUCUCGGCUCAGCCUCGGCUUCAACAACUUGAGUGGAGUGAUCCCCAAUUCCAUUUGGAACAUUUCCUCUCUAGCACUGCUUUCCGUCCAGGAAAAUAUGCUUAGUGGAACAAUACCUCCAAACGCAUUCAGUAAUCUUCACCUUCUCCAAGACAUAUCGUUGGAUGUUAACCACUUCCAUGGCCCCAUCCCAGCUGCAAUAGGUAAUGCUUCUAAUAUCGCAUUACUUCAGAUGUCACAGAACUUUUUCAGUGGCAUCGUUCCUCCGGAGGUUGGAAGCUUUCCGAAUCUCUUCCGGAUAAACCUCCAACAAAACUUGCUUCACGCAAAAGAGCCCAAAGAUUGGGAAUUCAUAACCACGUUAACAAAUUGCACACAGUUACAAGUUUUGGGGUUGGGAACCAAUAAGUUUGAGGGCGUCCUCCCUGAUUCACUUUCCAACCUUUCCACCUCCUUGGUGCAACUCGGCCUUCAAGAGAACAAAAUAUCAGGAAGCAUCCCUAAAGAUAUAGGUAACCUCAUUAACUUGCAAUUUAUCAUUCUCUAUACUAACUCUUUCACCCAAACUCUCCCCUCUUCAUUGAGUAGCCUCAAAUUCCUUUCCCUACUCCAAGUAAACGAAAAUAAAAUUAGUGGGUCUAUUCCACAGAAUAUAGGAAAUCUUACUGAACUAAUUUCUUUGGACCUCAGCAUGAAUGCCUUCGGUGGUACGUUACCACGCACGCUUGGAAACCUAACAAACUUGUUGACACUAGAUCUUUCAAGUAAUAACUUUACAGGACCAAUACCCAGCGGAUUAUUCAACAUCCCAACACUCUCAGAAUAUCUUUCUCUAUCAAGUAAUAACUUGGAGGGAUCACUACCUCACGAAAUAGGGAAUCUAAAAAAUCUAGUAGAAUUCCAUGCAGAGUCGAACAAAUUAUCAGGUGAAAUCCCUAGCACCAUUGGUGGAUGUCAACUUCUCCAGCAACUCUACCUCCAAAACAACAAAUUUGAAGGUACCAUCCCAUCAAUCCUUAGUCAAAUGAAAGGUCUACAAACUCUAGACAUUUCGAGCAACAAUUUGUCAGGCCAGAUACCUAAAUCAUUUGCAGACCUUACCACACUCUAUUAUCUCAACCUUUCAUUCAAUAGCCUUGCUGGGGAAGUGCCAAUCACUGGUGUUUUUGCAAAUUCUUCAGCAAUAUCAAUCCAAGGAAAUGGAAACCUUUGUGGCGGUGUACCUAAUUUACAUUUGGCCCCUUGUUCCUUGCAAUUAGAAAAGAAAAAACAUAAAUUCCCGGUUGCGUGCAUGCCUAUUUCUAUCAUUGCAACACUGGUUGUUCUUGCCUUCAUCUACAAGCUUCUUCUUACCUGGCAAAAUAAAAUACAAGCAACAAUCCCGUCAACAACGUCCAUGCAAGGUUACCAACUGAUUUCUUAUAGUCAGUUGGCGAGGGCAACAGAUGGUUUCUCGGCAGGGAAUUUGCUGGGUUCUGGAUCAUUUGGGUCUGUGUACAAAGGAGAGUUGGAUGGUCAUGCUGGAGAAAAUUCAAACCUUGUUGCUGUCAAGGUAUUAAAACUUCAAACUCCAAAGGCGCCGAAGAGUUUCACUGCCGAAUGCAAAGCAUUAGGAAAUAUGCGACACCGCAAUCUUCUCAAGAUAGUUACAGUUUGCUCAAGCAUUGAUACCAGAGGGAAUGAAUUCAAAGCAAUUGUGUAUGACUUCAUGCCUAAUGGUAGUCUAGAAGGUUGGCUACAUCUUGACACAAGUGACCAAGCAGAGCAAAAGUAUUUGAAUCUGCAUCAAAGAGUGACAAUACUACUUGAUGUGGCUUAUGCCUUGGAUUAUCUUCACUGUCAUGGUCCUGCACCUGUUGUACAUUGCGAUGUGAAGCCAAGUAAUGUGCUCCUAGAUGAUAAUAUGGUAGCGCAUGUUGGAGAUUUUGGUCUUGCUAAGAUUCUUAACGAGGGAAGCUCAUUUCUCGAGCAGUCCACGAGCUCAAUGGGAUUUCGAGGGACAAUUGGUUAUGCUGCCCCAGAGUAUGGUGCUGGAAACCCUGUGUCCAAGCAUGGAGAUGUUUACAGUUAUGGCAUUCUUGUGCUGGAAACAGCCACUGGAAAGAGGCCCACCGAUAGCAAAUUCAGACAAGGAUUGAGCCUUCGUGAGUAUGUUGAGCUUGGUCUAUGUGAUAGUAUGAUGGAGGUUGUGGACAUGCGGCUAUCGUUGGAUCUUGAGUAUGGGCUUCAAACUGUGAAUGCUUCUGCCUACAAGAGAACGAUUGAUUGCCUUGUUUCGCUACUUAAACUCGGAAUUUCCUGCUCUCAGGAAUUGCCGUCAAGUAGAAUGCCAACCGGAGAUAUCGUCAAGGAACUUCAUGCCAUGAAAGAAUCUCUCUCGAGGGAGUAG
Molecule: messenger RNA, 2706 nt
Organism: Triticum turgidum subsp. durum (durum wheat)
Lineage: Eukaryota; Viridiplantae; Streptophyta; Magnoliopsida; Poales; Poaceae
Source: the annotation of a GenBank genome assembly